UCUGUGUAGCAUGACAUCGUGGAAUUUGCUUCAGAAAGCUCUGCCUAACGCAUAUGCAUAUGGUGACUUUGCCCCUCGACACGGCCUUAGCGAGUGUGAGCCUAGAAUCAGGUACACAUAUUCACAGAAGAUUGCUUCCAUUGCAAUUGCGCGUUGCUCGUCUAAUGGCUAGAGUGUACAUCAAGCGGUGCUUUGAGAGACUGACUUUGAAGCAUUAGCACCUGUAGCCUGUGGGCUGUGGCCAGAGACUACGCAUUCAGCACCGCUGGCCAGGAAAACUGUCAUCUCACGCUCGGAGAAGCAGUUCGGCAGGCGGCAUCAAUUCGCCUCCGCCCCCACAAACUAGCGCUAGUCUCCGGACGACAUUGAACAACACCUCAAGGAGUCUAAGCCUUGACUUUAAGCCCAUUUGUCGCCUCCGAGGACAUGUCUAUCGCAAUUUUUCCGACACUGACUGCCAAGCCUGGUCAAGGCGAUAAAGUGGCAGCUAUUCUUCCUGGACUUGUCAAAAAGGUCAUUGCAGGCGAACCGAAGACACUGGCAUACUACUUCUUUCGACUCACUGAGAAGCCUGAUGUCUUCUCCGGAUUUGAGCUAUACGAGGACAAAGGAGGAAUCAAAUUACAUGGAGCUACACCGCAUUUUGCAGAAUUCGGCAAGACUGCAGGCCCACACUUCGCUGCUCCUGCAGGCUUGGCUUUUGCUGCCCCUGCUGCUGGUUUCUUGACGCGUGACACCGAGUCCGCUUCCACAAUCUCAACAAACUUGAGCUGCAUCGCUGUAGCAGUGGUCAUUUCGAUCAAGGACGAGCAAGGACGAAUUGACAUUCUCAACAGGGCUAAAGAGGCGUGCGCCAAGGUGCAGAAGAAUGAGCCAGGUACGCUUUCCUACCAAUGGUUCGUGGAUCCGAAGGAUGCGAAGAAGGUCUUUGUCUUUGAGAGAUACACAGAUGCAGCUGCUGUUGCAGCUCAUCGGAAGAACUGUGCCGACUUCUUGAGAUGGAUGAAUACAGUAGUUGAGAAGGUCACCAUUGCUUCUGGCACUCCUGUUGGUGGGUUCCUCAAACGGGAACCGAGCUUGCUUGACGCCGGCAAUACCAAGCUUUAGGGCGAU
Molecule: messenger RNA, 1113 nt
Organism: Protomyces lactucae-debilis
Lineage: Eukaryota; Fungi; Ascomycota; Taphrinomycetes; Taphrinales; Protomycetaceae
Exons: 1
Coding region: 427-1107 (226 amino acids)
Source: RefSeq, a predicted model, not a curated record